GGUGGGAACGUGGAUAAAUAACUCACUCUGUUGUCAUAGAAUCUACAAGUACUCGAAAUACACUUCCACGGGCCCAUUACAUAAAUUCUAUAUCGCGCGAAGUUGGAAUGCUGUCAAGCUGUUGCAUGCCGUUCAUUUUACAAAACCUCGAUUAAACGAACAAAACAAUGAUUGGGUUAAGAAAACGUGAUAGAUCUUUGUCAAAUGAUGGCAAAUCGGGAUCUUCUGCAUAUUCUGGAAAACGACUAAAGGUAGAAGACACCAGAGGGAAUGAGGCAGAGCAUAGAUCCUUAAAAACACAAGAAAUAAGAACUGCAGAGGACACUGAAAUUCUGCCAGGAGAAGAGGGGCUAUCGGAAUUUGAAAGAAGAAGACUUAAAAAUCUCAGAGACAAUGCAAAGUUCUUUGAAGAAAUGGGUAUUUUCAAAGCAAAAGAUGCUUUCAGAGAGUUGAGUGAAAAACCAAAGGUUAAACCUACAGAAAGAGGUCUGAAGAGGGGUGCUGUGAAGCCUGAGCCUCUGCCAAGAAGAGCACCUAGUUUGCGGUUACAGAAUAAAGAUCCAGCAGGAGAAGAAUUGCCAGAGAGGCCUACCAUUUUUGUGGAACCCACAGAAGAGCAUCCUCGCAAAGCAUCAGGACCUCUUACCAUGUGUGAAACAUUAAAGAAUGCAGAAGAAAAUACUGAAACCUCACACAAUAAUUUUUUGUCCUCCCUGAAGACACUUGGUGAGGGAAAAGAGAAAAAAAGUGUGAAAGUUGAAUCAUCCUUGGAAAACUUUCUAAAGGCAUGUAAACGCAUGAAACUUCACGAGGAUCGUGUAGCAAAAGUUGUCAAAGACAGAAUUUUCUCAGUAGCAGUCCAUCCUUCAGAGACGAGGGUAUUUGUUUGUGCAGGGGACAAAUGGGGGAAGAUUGGGCUCUGGGAUGUGGAAUCGAAGGAAGGGGAUGAUGGUGUAUUUCUGUAUGAGCCCCACAGUCGCCCAGUAAAUUGUAUGUUCUUUGACCCUAGCAAUGCCUCGCGACUGUACUCCUGCAGCUAUGAUGGAACUAUCAGAAGAUGUGACUUCAACAAAGCUGUGUUUGAUGAGCUCUAUGCCACACCAGAGGAGGACUCAAACAGGUGCUCUGGUUUUGAUUUCCUGGAUGCAAGCAAUUUAGUAGUGUCUCACAGUGAUGGGGAUGUUGGAUUGGUGGACAUAAGAACCAAAGGGUUAGCAGCAGAACACAUGUAUCAGUGUCACCGCAAGUCUGUGAAGACUAUAAAUGUCCACCCAGUGAAAAAGCAUUACUUUCUCACUGGAAGCACUGACGGGAAUGCUUGCAUAUGGGACAUAAGACAAAUGAAAGACAAGAAGCCAGUCAGUGUAGACACAUUGCCACAUGGUAGGAAUCUCAGCUCUGCCUUCUUUUCACCACAGACUGGGAAGUUUAUUGUGACAUGUUGCGUUGAUGACAGACUUAGAAUUUUUGAAGGCAGUACUCCAGGAGAAUACAAACAAAGAUGUUCAACAAGACACAACAAUCAUACUGGCCGUUGGUUGACUCCCUUCAGGUUUAUGUGGCACCCAAGUAGAGAAGAUGUGAUAGUAACGGGAAGCAUGGACAGGCCUAGAAGGAUUGAGCUGUUUGAUACAAGUGGCCAUUUGAUUCAUACUUUUACUGAUGGGGACUACCUUGGAUCUGUUUGUUCCAUUAAUGCAUUCCAUCCAACAAGAAACAUCCUAGUGGGAGCAAAUUCAAGUGGACGCCUGCAUGUGUUUAUGUAAAUUGUGCAAUAUGUCACAAUAGCAAAUGCAACAUAAUAUAUUUGAGGUGCCUUGUUUGCAAGAAGACACUUUUCCUUGCAUGUAAAAAUCACUUAACAGUUUUGUUCUCAUUUGAUUUUAGAGCUCACCAGUUUAGCCCAAUAUUUUGCUUUUUUGAGGUAGUUAUAAAAGUAAAUUAUAGGAAUGAAAGUUUUUUGUAAUUGGUAAAUAAAGGUAGGGUGAAGAAGGCUGUGUGCAUGGUGAGGAAGGCAUCAAAAGCUAAAUCAAAUUUGGUUUCAUAAACUAUUUCAAAUUACAUCAAGAAACUGCACCCUCUGUUAGUUAGGAUAAAAACUAAGACACUAAGAGAACUAUGUUAGGCAAAUAUUAUUUCAAAAACUUAUUUCAGCUCAAGUUCAGCAAUAGUUAUCUGUUUUAGAAAAUUGCUGCACAAGUUUUUUAAAAGUGCAAAGUUGGCACAAACAAGAACCAGUUUUAGAGAAGUAUAUUUAAAGUUACUUUAUAUUAUUCUAUGUUUUGACAAUUGAGUUCAUCGGGUUAGCCAAAUAUUAUAUUUUGCUUUUUUGAGGCAGUAAUUUAAAUACAUUAUUGGAAUGAAAAUGAUAAAGUUCUGUAAUUGGUAGAUAUACAUAGGGUGAAGACUAUGGAAAGCAUCAAAAGAGAGAUCAAAAUUGGUUCCAUAAACCAUUUUACAUCAAUAAACUGCACUCUCUCUUUAAGUUAUAGGAUAAAAAACUAUGGCCACAUUCACAACCAAAGUUGAUCUGUGGACUAACAGAUCCACAUAUCAAAUAUGGCCCAACCACUUGGAAGCCUACUGUGCAAAUCCUGUGGAAAAUCUAUUUGAUGUCUAUUAGGGGGCUUUAUGACAAGCUUUCAAGUGGGCCAGCCAUAUUUCCUCAUAAUAUUAUCUGUUAGUUCAUGAAUCGACUAGUGUUGAAUGCAACCAGUAAUACUAAUAGAAAUAUAAGUCUAUGUUAUGCAAACAUUAUUAAAAUUAUUUUGUAUUUAGUUCAACAAUAAUUAUCUGAUUUGAGAAAAAUGCUACACGAGCUCUUUAGAGGUGCCAGGUUGGCACAAACCUAUAAUCAGUUCUAGAGAAGCCUUUAAAAUUACAUAUAUAUAUAUUUCUAUGUUAUGGCAAUAAAUUUUUAACACUA
Molecule: messenger RNA, 2926 nt
Organism: Lingula anatina
Lineage: Eukaryota; Metazoa; Brachiopoda; Lingulata; Lingulida; Lingulidae
Product: WD repeat-containing protein 76
Biological process (GO): regulation of DNA damage checkpoint
Cellular component (GO): nucleus
Molecular function (GO): DNA binding; protein binding
Source: RefSeq, a predicted model, not a curated record